AUGAAUGUUGUCAAUUCCAUAUACUUUCAGCCCAUGUUUGAUUCUGUAAUCGCCAUUGGUCCAGGAUUUAAAGUUCCUACCUACCAUGAAGUUCGAGUUCCUUUAUUGAGUGACUCAAAGAAAGAGCUUCAAUUGUUUAUUGACUCUGUAAAGAGUACUUGGGCUGAUUUUGGGUGUACAAUUAUGGGUGAUGGUUGGGCUGAUGGUAGACAUAGAACUCUCAUUAAUUUUCUUGUUUAUUGUCCUAGAGGAAUCACUUUUGUUAAGUCUGUUGAUGCCUCUGAUGUUGUAAAAGAUGCUCCUCUUCUUUUUAAAUUGUUUGAAGAAAUUAUUGAGUGGGUGGGAGCAAGCAAUAUUGUGCACAUGGUGAUAGAUAAUGGGGCAAAUUAUGUUGCUGCUGGAAGGCUUGUUAGUGAAACUUACAAGAAUAGUAAUUGGUCUCCUUGUGCAGUACAUUGUUUGAACUUAGUGUUAAGUGAUAUUUCCAAGUUGAAUCAUGUGAAAGAGUUUGCGUCUAGAGCAUCAAGUGUGACAAGAUUUAUUUACAAUCGCCCAUGGUUGAUAGCUUGGUUGAGGAAAAGGAAAGGAUGGACUGAAAUUGUGCGCCCAGGAGCAACCUGUUUUGCCACUACUUUCAUUGCAUUGCUUAGUAUUCAAAAACAUAUGCAUGAUUUGAAAGCCUUAGUGACAAGUAAGGAUUUUGUCGAUUCAAGGCAUGCAAAAGAUAAGAAAGCAAAAGAAGUUGUUGCUAUCAUUUUAGAUAGUAAGUUUUCAAAUGAUUACUUGACCAUUGUUAAGAUUGUUGAGCCACUCAUGAGAUUGUUGCGUGUUGUUGAUGGAGAUAAAAAACCUUCAAUGGGAUAUGUAUAUGAGGGGCAGGCCCGACCCGAGAACUGGAGUGUUUUUGAACGUAUUCAUACGAAGAAGAGGAAUAGAUUGGAACAUCAAAGACUUAAUGAUCUUGUAUACAUUCAUUAUAAUUUGCGAUUGAAGAAUAGACAUUUCAACAACAUGAAGAACUAUGAUCCGGUUGACAUUGAAAGUAUUGACAAAACGGAGUUUUGGAUUGUUGAAGAUGAAGAAGAGCCUCCUCUUCUUGAUUUUGAUGAGUUGGAACAAAUGCUUUAUCCAGAAAAAGAUGACGGAGAGGAUGUGGUCUUAGAGGUUGGAGAUGAUAUUGACCUUGGAUCAUUUGGUGAUGUCAACAUGGAUGAUUGA
Camellia sinensis is the source of this 1218-nucleotide messenger RNA. The record is from RefSeq and is a predicted model, not a curated record. NCBI's taxonomy places the organism in Eukaryota, Viridiplantae, Streptophyta, Magnoliopsida, Ericales, Theaceae.